AUGACGUCAUACUUGAUCUUCUUGGCUUACAUCAUCAGAUCUUCGAUGGCCGCUUUCGAUGCAAGCGUUCCCGCCAUCAAUUCUACAUGGCUUCAACGUUGUGAUGCAUCGCAUUUCCUCACAAACAAUGGCCGUUUCCUGAAUGCUUUUACACCGUACCACACAAUAUUCUGGGGGUUACCCGAUAGUUACUUCAAACUUUUCUGGAAAACUCGUCUUGCGCUUUACUAUGUGUACACAAACAUCUCGUCACAUUACGACUGGUACUACAAGGCAGACGACGACACUUACGUCAUCAUGGAGAAUCUGAGAGCAUACCUGGCCACGUUCGACCCCAAUGAACCGCAUUAUAUUGGAUUUAGAGUGAAGAGGAGAAUGCCAAAACAUGGAUACAAUGCCGGUGGGAGCGGUUACGCAAUGAGUCGUGCGGCAAUGAAGAUUUUCGUUGAGGAAUUGUUUCAUCAGAAAUCACUCUGCCCCUAUCAUGAAUGGGAAGAUCUCGCAGUGGCCAGGUGUCUGGCAAAUGCAGGAAUCUAUCCCACAGACAGCCGUGACGAACUGCAUCGACAACGUUUUCUACCCUGGACACCUGAGCAACACUAUAACGCUGAUCUCACUAAGUCUUUUUUAAUGGACCCUAUCGAACACUGGGGACCAGCCAUAUUUCAUGAGAAUCUAAUCAGCAUGCACCAUUUGGUACCCCAAGAAAUCCGACUGAUCGACGGACUGCUUUACGGGGUUGCGAAAGGAAUCUGGAAUCGCACCACAGAAAUCGUGGAAGAAACACUGAAACCACCGCCGGAAUUGAAGACGUCGCAAUGA
Messenger RNA from Necator americanus (New World hookworm), 822 nucleotides. RefSeq lists its product as uncharacterized. Gene Ontology annotation, molecular function: N-acetylgalactosaminide beta-1,3-galactosyltransferase activity. The record is from RefSeq and is a predicted model, not a curated record. Lineage: Eukaryota; Metazoa; Nematoda; Chromadorea; Rhabditida; Ancylostomatidae. Gene Ontology annotation, cellular component: membrane. The coding region runs from base 1 to 822 and encodes 273 amino acids. The transcript has 6 exons.